Messenger RNA from Lodderomyces orthopsilosis Co 90-125, 1638 nucleotides. RefSeq names its product sugar porter family MFS transporter. The transcript has a single exon. Gene Ontology annotation, molecular function: carbohydrate:proton symporter activity. Gene Ontology annotation, cellular component: membrane. Gene Ontology annotation, biological process: carbohydrate transport; transmembrane transport. The record is from RefSeq and is a predicted model, not a curated record. NCBI's taxonomy places the organism in Eukaryota, Fungi, Ascomycota, Pichiomycetes, Serinales, Debaryomycetaceae. The coding region runs from base 1 to 1638 and encodes 545 amino acids.
AUGUCGUCAAGAAUUGAGCGUAUGUUUUCAGGCCCAGCCUUGAGAUUGGCCAACAUGUUGGACAAACUUCCUAAAAUCUACAAUGUUUACUUCAUUGCCAGUAUUUCAACUAUUGCUGGUUUGAUGUUUGGUUUUGAUAUUUCAUCAAUGUCAGCAUUUAUUGGAUCCGAUCCGUAUAAAGACUAUUUUAAUACCCCCGGAUCCACCAUUCAAGGUUUCAUAACAGCGUCUAUGGCGUUGGGGUCAAUUUUCGGAUCCAUUGCAUCUGCAUUCGUUUCCGAACCAUUUGGAAGAAGAUUAUCGCUUAUCAUUUGUUCGUUGUUGUGGAUGAUAGGUGCUGCUGUCCAAUCAUCUUCCCAAAAUAGAGCUCAAUUAAUUAUCGGUCGUAUUAUUUCCGGUUGGGGUGUUGGUUUUGGGUCAUCAGUAGCACCCAUUUACGGUGCUGAAAUUUCCCCGCGUAAGAGAAGAGGUACUGUUAAUGGAUUCUUUCAAUUUUCAGUCACACUUGGUAUCAUGAUCAUGUUCUACAUUUGUUAUGGAACAGGCCAAAUCAACGGUGUAGCCAGUUUCAGAAUUGCUUGGGGUAUCCAAAUUGUUCCCGGGUUAUGUUUGUUCUUGGGUUGUUUCAUCAUUCCUGAAUCUCCACGUUGGUUAGCCAAACAAGGUAAAUGGGAGAAAGCAGAGGAAAUUGUUACAAAGAUUCAAGCACAUGGGAACCAUGAAGACCCUGAAGUUUUGAUUGAGAUUGCUGAAAUAAAGGAGCAAUUGUUGAUUGACCAAGAAGCAAAAGCAGUCGGUUAUGGUACCUUGUUCCACAAAAAGUUUCUUCGUAGAACACUUACAGCGAUAUUUGCUCAAAUUUGGCAACAGUUAACUGGUAUGAAUGUUAUGAUGUACUACAUUGUGUACAUUUUCGAGAUGGCAGGAUACAGUGGAAAUACCAACUUGGUUGCUUCAUCAAUCCAAUACGUCUUAAACACCGUUUGCACUGUUCCUGCAUUAUACUUUUUGGAUAAGGUUGGUAGAAGGCCAUUGUUGAUUGGUGGUGCUAUUAUGAUGGCAGCAUGGCAAUUUGGAUUAGCUGGUAUCUUGGGUGCAUAUUCAGAACCAUGGCUCGAUUCACCAAGUGAAAGUGUUACUAUCCAAAUUCCAAAGUCACAUUUACCUGCUUCUAAUGGUGCAAUUGCUUGUUCAUAUUUGUUUGUUUGUUCAUUUGCUUCUACUUGGGGUGUUGGUAUUUGGGUUUAUUGUUCAGAAAUCUGGGGUGACAACAGAAUUUCACAAAGAGGUAACUCAUUAUCCACUUGUGCCAAUUGGUGUUUCAACUUUGCUAUAGCAAUGUACACACCAUCAGGAUUUAAAAAUAUUGAUUGGAGAACUUAUAUUAUCUACGGCGUUUUCUGCGUAACCAUGGCCGUUCAUGUCUUUUUCGGGUUCCCAGAAACCAGGGGUAAGAGAUUGGAAGAGGUUGGACAAAUGUGGGAAGAAAAUGUUCCGGCUUGGAGAUCAGCUUCAUGGACACCAACCAUUCCUAUUGAUCCUGAUUCGGAGUUGGCAAGAAAGUUGAGUAUUGAACAUAAAGAGACUGGUUCUCAAUCUGACGAAAAAGUUCAUGAUGUUGAUACUCACUCUGCUUAA